AUGCAUCAAAGUCAACCACUGUACUACGAUGCAGCAACCACCACAACAACCCACGCAAAGACAGGAUCAGUAACCACAGACACAACACAGUCAACACCAUCCAAGUCAGCCACUCUACUACGAUGCAGCAACCACCACAACAACCCACGCAAGACAGGAUCAGCAACCACAGACACAACACAGUCAACACCAUCAAAGUCAGCCACUCUACUACGAUGCAGCAACCACCACAACAACCCACGCAAAGACAGGAUCAGUAACCACAGACACAACACAGUCAACAGCAUCAAAGUCAACCACUGUACUACGAUGCAGCAACCACCACAUCAACCCACGCAAAGACAAGAUCAGCAACCACAGACACAACACAGUCAACAGCAUCAAAGUCAGCCACUCUACUACGAUGCAGCAACCACCACCACAACCCACGCAAAGACAGGAUCAGUAGCCACAAACACAACACAGUCAAAAGCUUCAAAGUAA
Sphaeroforma arctica JP610 is the source of this 483-nucleotide messenger RNA. RefSeq lists its product as hypothetical. The record is from RefSeq and is a predicted model, not a curated record. NCBI's taxonomy places the organism in Eukaryota, Ichthyosporea, Ichthyophonida. The transcript has a single exon. The coding region runs from base 1 to 483 and encodes 160 amino acids.